AUGGGAGUUACGGACGUGAUAACUGUGGUAAGUCAAGCCGAGGGACCAGAUAGGCCAAAGAGUCAACCAGAAUCGGAAUCUCGUGAUCUUGAGGCUCAGGACAACCACGAAAUCACUCUUUUAAGGAAUAAUGUUGCGGACCGCCGGGCUGAUGAUAUGGUCAGAAAUAGUGGUAAAGAGUCAACUUUGAACGCCAUGCCUAUUGCAAGCUAA
This is a messenger RNA of Sclerotinia sclerotiorum 1980 UF-70, 213 nucleotides long. RefSeq lists its product with no specific name. The record is from RefSeq and is a predicted model, not a curated record. The transcript has 3 exons. The coding region runs from base 1 to 213 and encodes 70 amino acids. NCBI's taxonomy places the organism in Eukaryota, Fungi, Ascomycota, Leotiomycetes, Helotiales, Sclerotiniaceae.